AUGUCCACGAGGUUCUUUAAUUUAAACGCACAGCAGGCAUUUAAGAAACUUCCCAUGAAGCUUCAGAAUUUCUUCACGCGGUAUCCACCUUCACCGAUCAGAAGCUACGCCAAUAAGCCAACAUUAACCAAUGCACCAGAUGCCAAUCCGUUUCUCAGCAACAUUCAUCCCGUAACAAAGACAUUCCAUGAUCCUAUAUAUUCACUGAGAAGACAAUCGGAAUUGUACAAGCUUGCAUACAAAUUCGGAAUUGUAGAUCUAAUGCCCUCAUUGGCCAAUGGAAAGAAACUGUUUGCCGAGAAAUACGAAUCGAAGCCCGUUCUUAGAGGUGUGUUGAGACCGAAGGGACAUAAAUGGGAAAGAACUUAUGAUGACAGAAUGAAACGUCUUGAGGAAGGUAUGGCCAAGGCCGAUGAUGUGCUUAUACAGUACAGAGGAUCCAAGUACAAAAAGAGAUUGGAAAAGAGAAAGGAGGACAAGAGAACGUGGUUCUAG
Brettanomyces nanus is the source of this 495-nucleotide messenger RNA. RefSeq lists its product as uncharacterized. The coding region runs from base 1 to 495 and encodes 164 amino acids. The record is from RefSeq and is a predicted model, not a curated record. Gene Ontology annotation, cellular component: mitochondrial large ribosomal subunit. Gene Ontology annotation, molecular function: structural constituent of ribosome. The transcript has a single exon. NCBI's taxonomy places the organism in Eukaryota, Fungi, Ascomycota, Pichiomycetes, Pichiales, Pichiaceae.